This is a messenger RNA of Linum tenue, 1551 nucleotides long. The record is from the annotation of a GenBank genome assembly. NCBI's taxonomy places the organism in Eukaryota, Viridiplantae, Streptophyta, Magnoliopsida, Malpighiales, Linaceae.
CAUCUUUGCUCACUGAAGAUAAAGCAAGCAAGAAAAAGGAAACAACAGCCAAGAAGAAGAAGAAGAAGAAGAUAAUGAGGCAUUUCGUGCUAGUCCAUGGCGCCGGCCACGGAGCCUGGUGCUGGUACAAGGUGAUCGCCGAGCUGAAACAAGCCGGGCACAAGGUCACCGCCCUGGACAUGGCCGCCAGCGGGAUCGAUCGACGGCAGGUGGAAGACGUGCAUUCUUCCGACGUCGAGUACUCGGAGCCGCUGUUCACCUUCAUGGCUUCUCUCCCGGCGGGCGGCGAGAAGGUGAUUCUGGUGGGCCACAGCAUGGCCGGAUACACCUUGUGCAUGGCCAUGGAGAGGUUCCCGGAGAAGGUCUCGGUCGCCGUCUUUCUUUCCGCCGGAAUGCUGGGGCCUGAUUUGACCUUCGAAAUGGUGAAUAAGAAGUAUGCUGAAUUCUCGCUAAUGGCGGACCCGAUGGAUUGUCAAUUGAUAUAUGGGAACGGCCCGGAUAAGCCUCCAACAGCCAAUUUGAUUGGCCCCAAGUUCAUGGAGGCACAAUUCUACCGGUUUUCUCCCCGCCAGGAUCUGGAGCUGGGAAUAACGCUGGUGAGGCCAUGUCCAACGUGGGACAACGAAGAAGCUAGGAAAGACACAGUCUUGACAGUGGAGAAGUAUGGAACAGUUCCUCGUGCGUAUGUCGUGUGCGAUGAAGAGAAAGACGGCGCCUUCCAGUGGUGGCUGAUCGAGAACAACCCUCCGGAGGAACACUUCGUGAUUCCUGGUUCGGAUCACAUGGUCAUGUUUUCCCAACCUCUUCUUCUGUGUCAAUAUCUCCUCGAACUCGGAUCCAAAUACUUGUGAUCUCUCGUGGCAUAUUAGAACUGUAUCGAUCGAACUAGCUUUUUGUCUUUGCAUUGCAUUCCAUUUAGUUUCUGCCUCAUACAAAGUGCAUCCAUUCCCAAAGAGAUCAUCAAGUACAGUUCAUUCGUUUUUAACUAGUUUUGUGUGUGUUCAUCACUGGAUGGUGGUAAAUUGCAACUACACCAGUUCUCGACACAUUUACAUGUAGUGUUGGGAGAGCAUAUAACUGAGCAUAUGUGCCCACAAUCUCUAUCCUGCUUGCACUGGCUCAUGGGAUGAUAUCCUGAUCCGCUCGCCCUCGCCUCCACUCCUGCAUCUGCAAACAUGAAACAACAACAAUAGUUUUGUAAAUUAGCAAAUCUGUUUUGAGUUUAUGCCAAUGGAGAAGUGAUCGGAGAAGGAAGAGAUUGGAGAAGCUAUUCACUUUGUGUAAUAAGUAAGAGAGCAAGGAACAGGGCAAUCAGCAUUCUGGAUGUGUUCUUCAUUUUUUUUUUUUUGGUAUCUGGAUCCUUUUAUGCAGCAGUGAAAAGGUGAAGAAAUCUGCUGGUGGGAGGUUUUUAAUCUGUUGUGUGGGUGUGUAAUGAGGAUGAUUUCAUGUCAGAGGAGAGGAUCUCUGCUAUUUAUAAGCCAAGGUGUUGAGCUGUUGUGUGUUUCUUGAUAGCUGUAUGAUUGUUAUUUGUGAUAAGUGAUAGUAUUAUUG